Molecule: messenger RNA, 5004 nt
Organism: Artibeus jamaicensis (Jamaican fruit-eating bat)
Lineage: Eukaryota; Metazoa; Chordata; Mammalia; Chiroptera; Phyllostomidae
Gene: CEP120
Product: centrosomal protein 120
Exons: 20
Coding region: 511-3468 (985 amino acids)
Biological process (GO): positive regulation of centriole elongation; interkinetic nuclear migration; centrosome cycle
Cellular component (GO): centrosome; centriole
Source: RefSeq, a predicted model, not a curated record
GGGCUAUGGAACCAAGCGUAAAAGGGCAGGAGGCACAGUGGGCCGAGGGGCGUUCUAUCCUCAUCUGCCCUGGUCUCUAUUACCCUUUGUCCUCCGGCCUCUCCCGGGCACUGGGCCUGCGGGCCCGGUUGCUAGGCGGAAGCUGAGGGCGCGGCGGCAGCGGCCGCGGCGGCUGCCCGGGCGUUUGAAAAGCCUCUACGCAGGCGGCAAAAGGUUCUUAGGCGGCGGGCUCCCCUCUAGUUGCAGACUGGCCCGGUGGGGUGGCGGGGCGGCUUUUUGUCUUGAAUCCGGGCAGGGCUAGGAGCUGGGCUGGCGGCCCGGAGUCGGGGAGCCGGGAGUGCUGCAGGCUGCGGCGGGACCCGGCCGCAGAGCUGGGUCGGGGCGGCCGGGGCCAGGAGCGGGCGGUGGGAGCCGCGCCGGCAGCCCCGCCGGGGGUCGCAGGCUACCGGAACCUCAGUUGGGGCCCCCUUCCGUCCAGCAGACCCCGCCUGCCGGCCGCGGACCGCAGCCAUGGUCUCCAAGUCCGACCCACUGCUCAUCGUUGUGUCCAUCGUAGAAGGUCGACAUUUCCCGAAACGUCCAAAGCAUGUGCUUGUAGUAGAAGCAAAAUUUGAUGGAGAACAGUUGGCUACUGAUCCUGUGGACCAUACUGACCAGCCACAGUUUGCCACCGAGUUAGCCUGGGAAAUUGACAGAAAAGCCCUCCAUCAGCACAGGCUACAGCGUACUCCUAUCAAACUCCAGUGUUUUGCCUUGGAUCCUUUCACUGCAACCAAGGAAACUGUAGGUUACAUUCUUCUAGACUUAAGAACUGCUCAAGAAACAAAGCAGGCACCAAAAUGGUACCAGUUGCUGAGUAAUAAAUACACCAAGUUCAAGUCGGAGAUACAGAUAAGUAUUGCUUUGGAAACAGAUUCAAAGGCACCAGUGGACAGUUUUAAAGCAAAAGGAGCUCCUCCUCGAGAUGGAAAAGUUCCCGCCAGCCUAUCUGGACUUGACCCCAAGGACGUUGUGGCGGUGCUGAAUGAGGAAGGAGGCUACCAUCAGAUCGGACCAGCGGAGCGCUGCACUGACUUCUUCACUAUGUCAGUGACCAUCGCCUUUGCCACCCAGCUGGAGCAGUUAAUUCCAUGUACCAUGAAACUUCCAGAAAGACAGCCAGAGUUUUUCUUUUACUAUUCUUUACUGGGAAAUGAUGUUACAAAUGAACCCUUCAGUGAUUUGAUCAACCCAAACUUUGAGCCAGAAAGAGCAUCUGUUCGAAUACGAAGCAGUGUAGAAAUUCUUCGUGUUUACCUGGCCCUUCAGUCUAAACUACAGAUCCAUCUCUGCUGUGGAGACCAGUCACUUGGAAGUACAGAAAUACCCUUGACAGGAUUACUGAAAAAGGGUAGUACAGAAAUCAACCAGCACCCAGUCACAGUUGAGGGUGCUUUUACCCUUGACCCUCCCAACCGAGCCAAACAAAAGCUUGCACCCAUUCCUGUGGAGCUGGCCCCAACUCUGGGAGUGUCUGUGGCUCUGCAGAGAGAAGGCAUAGAUGCACAGUCUUUAAUUGAGUUAAAAACCCAGAAUGAACAUGAGCCACAGCAUUCAAAGAAGAGAGUUUUAACCCCCAUAAAGGAGAAACUCACUGAGCCAAAAUCACCAAGUGUGUCCCCUGUUACACCUCAUGACCAGUCACCUCCAACCAAAGAUGAUGCAACAGAAAGUGAAGUGGAAAGCUUACAAUAUGAUAAGGACGCAAAACCAAAUCCAAAGGCCAUCAGUUCUGUACCGGCCUCACUGGCCCAGCCAGCAACUACGUCCAAUGCUCCAGAAACAGCCUCGGGCCAGAAGAUAGCGGUUCCAGCAACAUCGCAUCAUUUCUGCUUCUCCAUAGACUUAAGGAGUGUCCACGACUUGGAAGUUGGAUUUCCGAUCAACUGUAUAUUAAGGUACUCGUAUCCAUUUUUUGGAAGUGCAGCUCCUAUUAUGACUAAUCCUCCUGUAGAAGUUCGGAAAAACAUGGAAGUUUUUCUUCCCCAAUCAUACUGUGCAUUUGAUUUUGCGACUAUGCCUCAUCAGCUGCAAGAUACCUUCUUAAGGAUUCCAUUGCUGAUUGAAUUAUGGCACAAGGAUAAAAUGAGUAAAGAUUUGCUUCUGGGAAUCGCCAGAAUCCAGCUUUCUAACAUCUUGUCUGCAGAAAAAACUCGCUUUUUAGGUUCUAAUGGUGAACAGUGUUGGCGUCAGACUCACAGUGAAAGUGUGCCUAUUAUAGCAGCACAAGGGUCAAAUAACAGGAUAAUAAGUCUUUCUUAUACAAUGACUCUAGAAGAUUACGGACUAGUAAAAACACGUGAGAUUUUUGUCUCUGAUUCAUCUCAGGGGUUAGCUGCCGUGCAGCAGAAGCCACCUUCUCUUCCCCCUGCACCUUGUCCUUCGGAAAUCCAGACAGAGCCUCGUGAAACCUUAGAAUACAAGGCAGCACUUGAGCUAGAAAUGUGGAAAGAGAUGCAAGAAGACAUUUUUGAAAAUCAGCUGAAACAGAAAGAACUGGCUCAUAUGCAAGCUCUUGCAGAAGAAUGGAAGAAAAGGGACCGGGAGAGAGAAUCACUAGUAAAGAAAAAGGUGGCAGAAUAUACUAUUCUGGAAGGAAAACUUCAAAAAACAUUAAUUGAUUUAGAGAAGCGAGAGCAGCAGCUUGCCAUUACAGAAUCAGAGCUUCAAAGAGAAAGAAAGGAACUGAAAUCAGAACGUGAACGGAAUCUGCAAGAACUUCAGAGCUCUAUCCGCAGGGCCAAGGAAGAUUGUGUUCACCAAGUAGAACUGGAAAGGUUAAAGAUCAAGCAGCUGGAAGAGGAUAAGCUCCGACUUCAGCAGCAGCUUACUGAUGCUGAAAAUAAGUAUAAGAUUUUGGAGAAAGAGUUCCAUCAGUUUAAGGAUCAGCAAAGCAACAAACCAGAAAUCCGCCUACAGUCUGAAAUAAACCUGCUCACCUUGGAAAAGGUGGAACUUGAAAGAAAGUUGGAAUCUGCAACUAAGUCUAAACUACAUUACAAGCAACAAUGGGGACGAGCUUUGAAAGAACUCGCCAGACUUAAACAGCGAGAGCAAGAAAGUCAAAUGGCUCGCCUUAAAAAACAGCAAGAAGAAUUGGAACAGAUGAGACUACGUUACCUGGCUUCUGAGGAGAAAGAUACAGUAAAAACUGAGCGACAAGAAUUGUUGGAUAUAAGAAAUGAAUUGAACAGGUUAAGGCAACAAGAACAAAAACAGUAUGAGGAUUCCAGAGAGAUUGCAAGUGGAAAAAUGGAUGGUCCACAUGGCAGUGCAUUGGAAGGAGGUUUGGAUGAUUAUUUGACUCGCCUAAUAGAAGAAAGGGAUACUUUGAUGAGGACGGGUGUGUACAAUCACGAGGACCGAAUAAUAAGUGAACUUGACCGACAGAUCAGAGAGGUUUUGGCAAAGAACAGUACCAGUAAUUAAUAACAUUUGGAAAAUCUUUAUAGACUACAGGUCCAAAUUUUAAUUUCAUUGUAAAACCCUCAAAUGAAGGUAAGAUGGAUGUUUUAAGAUGCAGUUUUCAAUUUUUAUAAGCAAAAUUUUAUAUGCUAUUGUAUAGUAUUUAUUUGAUUUUAUUUACUUUAUGCUACCUCCCAUUCUGGUUUAAUUUGUAAUUGCAUUUUAUAUACUCAUUUUAAAUGACUCCUCCCUGUUUCCUAUAAUUUAUAAUUUUAUGGCUAACUUUCAAAAUAGCUUUUCCUAAAUUUGUUCUAGGAGAAAUGACUGCAGCGAUUUCCAGUUAUACAACUUUCCAUAUUGAGCCAAAAGAGUGUGUUGUACUUUAAACAUGUUGUGUCUUAGUCAUUUGAAUAUAGAUAUCUUAAUUAUUUAGACCAAUUGUAAAUGUAACCCAUUUUAUUUAACUCAUUUAAAAAGUCUUGUUUAAACCAUUUACAAAUGACAAGCUUGAGAACAGAAAGCAGGAUCAGUGCAGAGAAGCCAUAUAAUUUUGAGAGACAAAUCAGUCAUUUAAAUAGUUAAUACAGAUUAAACUUGUUUCAAGAACUAUUUAACUUUCUAAUUUUCAUUUUUCUCUUAACUAUUAAGAAUAUGAAGUAAUAGCUUAAUAAGGUCCUUGUCAGCCUCCUGCUUGAGACCAAAUCGUUUUCCUUUGUUAAUUCUAUAUUAGAACAUGGAAACAGACAUUUAAAGGCUUUAGUUGAGAAAAUAAACAUUUUUUCUCACCCUCAUUUUAAUCAAUCUUUUUCUAAAAGUACAUGAGAUUAAAUCAUUGGGUUUAAGUGCCAUGUCUGUAUAAACUUAAGAAUUCCUUUACAUCAUAUUCUUCAGAGCCAAUAUUUGCCCUCAAAGCAUCAUUUCCCACAUCCUUUUACAGGGUGCCGAAAGGUUUAUUACAAAAUUUACAGAUUUGGUGAGUCUUUAAUAUCUAGUUUGGAAUUUCUGAUUCCCAAAGAUAAUUUAAGUAUGUACUUUAGGAAAUUACACAUAUAUAUUAGUUACUGAUAAAUUCUACGAUAGCAGAACAGGCUAUUUGGUAACACUAAAUUAACUUUUUGUUGCUUUCCAAGGAGGUGUGUAUCUUGUUCGGAAGAUUAAAAUCCCUACAUGCAUUGUAUGGUUUUUUUCUUUAUUAACAAAGUAUUAAUCUAAAAACAACCCAGCAGUAAAUAACAGAAAUUACUGGAUGAGAGAAUAAUGAAUGUGAAUCAUAGCAGGAAUCUGAAAUAUUAAUUAUGGUUAGGCAUUUUCUCUCAUUGAUUUUUGUGCCACAUCAAUGGAGCCGAGUAUUCUUUUUGUCCGAAGGUCCCCGGUGGAAUGCAGUGACCAAGCCUUCGGUUGCAGUGUGCGCUGCGUGUGACUGAUCUCAGACACUAGAGGGGGCCUUAGAUUUAAAGAUAGGAAAAGGACUUUUCUAAAAUGGAUGUGUGGUUUAUUUUGCCUUCUGUAAAGCUAUCUUUUGGCUAUGUAUUUUAAGAAAUAAAAUCAAAAUUGUAUGCA